Molecule: messenger RNA, 357 nt
Organism: Nannochloropsis gaditana CCMP526
Exons: 1
Source: RefSeq, a predicted model, not a curated record
UCUUUGGACGGCGGGCGAGGCCGACGGGGUGGCGGAGACGGGGCAAAUGACGGUCUGGAGGACCUGGGUCGGAAGACGGUGGAUGCGGUCCGACAGCUCUGCCACGAAGGGCGUCUCACGGUAACGCAGAAGCAGAAACUGAUCUUCUCGGUGAUCCGAUCAACCAAGCAAGAGGAGGUGUCGCAGGUAGAGAUGGCGUACGAUCUAUUGGUGGAGAACGCGCUGGCGGGGGAAGACAGCGCAUUGGAAGAGUUUGCGGAUCAGUGUGUAUUGCUCUGCGCGGCGGGGGGGGCGGCGAGUAGCUUGGUGUAUGACGAGGCAGGCCCGGAGGAGGGAGAGGAUGGUAUCGACGAGUAA